CGGAAGCCGCGCAUGGACCCACGGCGCCGCCAGGCUGCCCUCUCCUUCCUCACCAACAUCUCGCUGGACGGACGGCCGCCGCUGCAGGACGAGGAGUGGGGCGGCGGCGGCGAGGAGAGCGGCGCGGCCAAGCCGGGCGCCGGCAGCGCCUGCGGCGCGAGGACUCGGCUCAGCCUGCUCGCCGCCGCCGAGCGGGGCGGCUGCAACGCGCUCGCCGCGGCGGGCACGGCGGCGGCGGUAGCAGCUGGAUGGGGCCCCUGCCUCCCGCAGCCCUCGCCGCUGCAGCCCCUGGUCCCCGGCGGCCACGCUGCGGGGCUCGGGACCGGGGCUGCCCGGGGCUUCGUGAGCCCCCUGGGCGCGGGCCGGGCGUCGGGGGAGCAGUUACAGCCGCCCCGGCCAGCGCCUCUCGCCUCCUGCGCUCCGCCGCAGCUGUCCGACCGGCCCGGGAACGCCGGGCAGGAGGGUUUGGAGGAGGACGAUGCCUUUUCCAGCGUGCAGGUGCCGGCGGCCGCCUUUCUGGGCUCCGGGACCCCCGCGAGUGGGAGCGGCAGUCGGGGUCGCCUCAACUCGUUCACUCAGGGAAUCCUGCCCAUCGCCUUCUCCAGGCAGACUUCGCAGAACUACUGCUCCCUGGAGCAGCCGGGCCAGGGGGCUAGCACCAGCGCCUUGGAACAGUUGCAGAGGUCCCGACGUCGCCUCAUCUCCCAGAGGUCAUCCUUGGAGACCCUGGAAGAUAUUGAGGAGAAUGCCCCUCUACGGAGAUGUCGAACUCUCUCAGGUUCGCCCAGACCAAAGAACUUUAAGAAGAUUCAUUUUAUCAAGAACAUGCGGCAGCACGAUACCAGGAACGGCAGAAUAGUCCUUAUCAGUGGCAGAAGAUCCUUCUGUAGUAUAUUUUCAGUGCUGCCCUAUCGUGACAGUGCCCAAGUUGGGGAUUUGAAGUUGGAUGGAGGGAAGCAGUCCACAGGUGCCGUGAGCUUGAAAGAGAUCAUUGGCCUUGAAGGUGUGGAGCUGGGAGCUGAUGGGAAGACUGUUUCUUACACCCAAUUUCUGUUACCCACAAAUGCCUUCGGAGCCCGGAGAAAUACCAUAGACUCCACGUCCUCCUUCUCCCAGUUCCGUAACCUGAGCCACCGCAGCCUCUCCAUAGGACGUGCAAGCAGCACCCAGGGGAGCCUGGACACAGGUAGCGACCUGGGAGACUUUAUGGACUAUGACCCAAAUCUCCUGGAUGACCCCCAGUGGCCUUGUGGCAAGCACAAACGAGUUCUGAUCUUUCCUUCGUACAUGACCACAGUAAUCGACUACGUGAAGCCCUCAGAUCUCAAGAAGGACAUGAAUGAGACCUUCAAGGAGAAGUUUCCUCACAUUAAGUUAACACUCAGCAAAAUAAGGAGUCUGAAGCGAGAGAUGCGGAAGCUUGCCCAGGAGGACUGUGGCUUCGAGGAGCCCACAGUGGCCAUGGCCUUUGUCUAUUUUGAGAAGCUCGCCCUCAAGGGAAAGCUAAACAAACAGAACCGGAAGCUUUGUGCUGGAGCAUGUGUACUGUUAGCAGCCAAAAUCGGAAGUGACCUCCGAAAGCACGAAGUCAAGCAUUUAAUUGACAAACUGGAAGAGAAGUUCCGGCUAAAUAGACGAGAACUGAUUGCCUUUGAAUUCCCAGUGUUAGUGGCCUUGGAGUUUGCUCUUCAUCUGCCGGAGCAUGAAGUCAUGCCCCAUUACAGACGCCUAAUCCAGAGCUCCUAGCACAGGCCCGAAGGAGGGCUACGGACCACUUCCUUGGAGCUUGUGGAAUAGCACUUACUACUGGAAAUGCAAAAACAGAACUUGACAUACCAACCUUUUUUCCUCUCAACAUGUUAUUGAGUAGAAGCAGUACCGGAAACUUUUCAGGGAGUCCUGGUCUGGUGAGCCGGCAUGAGCCGUGAGCGGUUUAUUAUGCAGCAGGGGAAGGGGAGACCUGUGUGGAAGGUGGCAGAAGGCCUUUUGGCUUUCCCCAGGCAAGACUUCCCAGCUGUCCCCACGCUGGUGUUCUUCCUGGGUACAUACAAACCUCGCAAGCGUGGUCCGGGGCCUCCCCUCCAGACCUGAUCCAGCUUAGGAGUGCAAAGUUCUAGAGCAGAGUGGGGAAGAGAAUUUGCAGCAGCUGGGGAGGAGCUUUUAAAAGAUACCCUCACUGUGUCAAGAGAGUGUGCCAAUCUAUUUUUAUGUCCGCUCUUGGAAGUGCACUCCCACGCACCCCCCCCAACCCGGGGCGUGUGAGGGGGAGAAUGUGUGUGUCUGAGAGAUUCCGUGUCAGCCGUCCUCGGCCCCCAAAGCCAGUCCCAGCCACCAGAGAGCAGACCUCUGCCUGGGGGUCCUGAGCCAGCCUGACCUUCAGCAAUUAGUUCUAGAUAAUCUCUGGGUCCCGUCAUCCUCACUCUCUCCGUAACAGAUGGUCUGACAUCCUCUGCCCAUAGAAAAUGCCAUAGUUUUGGUUACUGCUCCUACCACCAACGGGACAAAGGACGAGUUCUCGGUGUGGGACAGGUCACGUGGAAAGGCGUGGCCCGCGCGCUCCGUAUCUUCCCGCCGCUAGGCUGCGUGCUGACCUUUGACCUUCGCACUU
This is a messenger RNA of Neomonachus schauinslandi (Hawaiian monk seal), 2608 nucleotides long. It is a transcript of the gene CABLES1, whose product is annotated as Cdk5 and Abl enzyme substrate 1. The record is from RefSeq and is a predicted model, not a curated record. The transcript has 10 exons. Gene Ontology annotation, biological process: regulation of cell cycle; nervous system development. The annotation marks the transcript as partial. Gene Ontology annotation, cellular component: cytosol. Lineage: Eukaryota; Metazoa; Chordata; Mammalia; Carnivora; Phocidae.